AUGCCGGGAGACUGGCAAGACAGCCGUGGGGAGGAUUCGCCCGCCUCCCCCAUCAACGGCCACGAUACUUCUGGCUCUUCGGUGCAGUCACCAAAUAUCUCUUGUCAAGAUACCUCAGACGUGGCUCUCUCAGAGCCUGCAAGUUCUCAAAGCCCUGCCACCGACGUGUCGUUAGACCCUGCGGACAGGAACACCUGGUAUGCCGGAAGCAAUCUCCAUCAGCCUACAAAUGGUCCACCGGCUAUCUCAAACGUCCCAGUCGUGAUCAUUGGAGCAGGUCCAAUAGGCCUCCUGUGCUCCAUUCUCCUCGCCAAGCAGAACUUUCGGUCGAUUGUCGUGGAGCGACACGCAAAGAGGCUGGGUCAGCCCAAGGCCCAUGCAAUCAACCCGCGCUCGCUAGAGAUCCUCCGUCAGCUUGGAAUUGAUACGAAAGAGCUGAGGUCUCUGGGAGCCAGUGCAGAAGAUGCCGAUUUAGUUCGCUUUACAACUGCUGCCAUUGGUGGGACGGAGCUUGGAAGUCUUCCCUACGAGCGACAGGAUGAAGCGGUGAAAGAUUUCACGCCGGAGCCACUUCUCAACAUCCCUCAACCGCAGUUUGAACAGGUCCUCUGGCGUACUGCGCUUGAAACUGGGAAGGUCACCAUUUGGUGCGAAAUGCAAUGGCAGGACUGCGCUGAAUUUGGAGACCAAAGCGUUGUGUCCACUGUGCUGAACCGAAAAACACAAGGCCGACACCUCAUUGAGAGCAAAUGGCUGAUAGCCUGCGAUGGUGCUCACGCACGAUCGCGUAUCCGGCUAUCGAUACCGUUUGAUGGUCUUGAUGGCAAGCCAGAGGAGCCGAUCCACUAUUGUUCGGUUAACUUCGACGCCGAUCUGAGCAAGGAAAAAUCGGGGAUGCUCUGGUUCAUCAUGGCCAAGAAUGCAGGCAAGCGGAAUUUCAUAGCCUACAACCGGUCGAACAACUGGGUCUUUGUGACAUGUUAUGAUCCCACAGCCACGCCGAAGGAAACCUUUACAGAAGAAUAUUGCAGACGGCUUAUAGAUCAGUCACUCGGAAAAAAGAUACCCUACAACGUCCUGAGUAUCACCACCUGGAACACCACACCUCGAGUUGCGCGACAUUACAGAUCGAAAUUGAUCAGGCAUGGCUUCGUUGUUGGCGAUGCGGCUCACUGCUUCCCUUCAACCGGAGGUCUCGGUGUCAAUACUGGUUUGGGGGACGCGCAUAACCUCGUAUGGAAAAUCACGGCAGUAGAGAAUGGCUGGGCAGAAGAUAGACUGCUUGAUUCUUAUGAGCUGGAGAGGAUUCCCAUCGCGGUUGAAAACUCGCGCCAGAGCCGCUUGAACGAAAAGAAAGUUCACGAAUUGAGCCGUGCAGCCUUCGGAGACAAUGGACAGAGUUUGGAAGAGCGGAUGCAGGACCCAAAAGCCAGAAGCGAGAUCCAACUUGCUCUCAUGGACAACUACAACCACUUCGAUUCAUUGGACCUCCAGAUCGGAUAUGUCUACGGGAAAGCACGGUCUCCCCACCGACGCGCCGGCCAUUACAUCCCAGAAUGUAUUCCCGGUACAAGGCUACCGCAUGCUUGGGUCUAUACAGCAGAUGGACGCACCAUCUCGACCUUGGAUGUGACUGACUACAGUGCUUUCACGAUCUUGCUCUCCGGCAGUCUUCAGCGGGACAAUCGCCGGCCACUAGACGAUGUCAGUUUCCCGGUGAAAGAAGUAUAUUUGGGCAAGGAUAUCAUCGACAAGGAUGGCGCCUGGACGCGGCUGAUGGGGUUGGAAAGAGCAUCUUCCGCAGUUGUCAUUCGACCUGACCAGCAUGUCCUCGGUAGAGUUACAACUAUUGACGAGCUGCAAAAUCUGGUCAAUUCUUUUGUACUUUGUUCUAGUUACGUUCCCGACCAUGAGAAGCUCUGCGGGACAGACCUUCAAAUACUCGCAGAAUGA
Messenger RNA from Exophiala viscosa, 1953 nucleotides. RefSeq names its product FAD binding domain-containing protein. The transcript has 2 exons. Gene Ontology annotation, molecular function: oxidoreductase activity; FAD binding. The record is from RefSeq and is a predicted model, not a curated record. NCBI's taxonomy places the organism in Eukaryota, Fungi, Ascomycota, Eurotiomycetes, Chaetothyriales, Herpotrichiellaceae. The coding region runs from base 1 to 1953 and encodes 650 amino acids.